Messenger RNA from Colletotrichum lupini, 393 nucleotides. RefSeq lists its product as uncharacterized. The coding region runs from base 1 to 393 and encodes 130 amino acids. The transcript has 3 exons. The record is from RefSeq and is a predicted model, not a curated record. Lineage: Eukaryota; Fungi; Ascomycota; Sordariomycetes; Glomerellales; Glomerellaceae.
AUGACGAUCGAUUCCGAAGAAGAAAGGCGUAGCUUAAGGUCCGGUAUUCACAACGGCCUCCUCGGCCGCCUCCUAUGCCAGAGCGGCCAACCUAUCCCGGUCGCAAAGAAUUCACUACAGCCAGCCGCCGGCAUCUUCGGGAAAAACAAAGCUGUCAAAGUGGCAUCAUCUCGAGCAAGUUCACUUGAGAGGAUGGGUAAAGGAAACGGGUUGCUUGCGACGAAAGAACCUUGUAGGUCUUCAGGGGUUACUUCCCUUGAGGAGUCCUUGACGUCGAAGGAGAAACAUCUCCUCAUCAACCGCAACAAGACCCGGGAGCGGCAUACCUGGCACGAUGAGGAAGAGAGAAGUAUCAAAGUGGAGAACCGGGGAUCACGACUCUCAUCCGAGUAA